AUUUAGUUGAUGCAUAUAAUUAUAUGUGUGCGUAUAUAGUAAAAGUCUUUUUAUCAUUCUAAUCCAUUCCGUUGCAUUUUUGCAGAGUUUAAGGAAGCCUUAAUGACAUGAAGAUAGUGGUGAACCUAUUAGCGAUAACAAUUCCAAAAAGCAUGGCGCAUAUAACUACACUAUUUUGGUUCCUUUUAUUGUGGAAUGUACAUAAUGGUAAGUAAAGAGUUGAAUUUAAAAACUGAAAAAAUUGUAAGCUCGUUUGUACCUAUAUGCACAACCGAAAAUAAAGAUUGACAAAAAAAAUAAAUAAAAAUGUCAUAUAUAAAAAUAUAUCAAAAACAUGAAAAUAUUAAAACAUUAUUUUAGAAUAUUUCAAUCAUUUGAAAAGUUUACCCAAAAAUAUUAAAUCAUUUGAAAAGCUUAGCCAACAAUAUUAAAUCGGGGCCAUACUAAGAAUCCUUUAUGUUUAAACAUACAUAUACAGCAAAGAUAUUGAAUUUUAGCAUAGAUAAAGGCCAUGUGAUAGGCCGGGUGAGAGCGUCUCAGCCUGUCACUGACCUCUACAUUGGAAGGAUUCCAUCCUGAUAAUGAGAGUCUAUUUUCACUUCACGAGAUUACCAGUAAACAUAAACAGCUGCCUAUUCUCCCUACUGGAAGACAGGGCCCCCAUCAGCAGAGAGAGGUCAGGCCUCAUAUGUUCACAUAUACAUAGUAAGUUUUCUAUCUAUCUAUGCACCUUUGGGGCCCCGGGCCAGUGCUCGCUAGAAUAGUGAAGAGGGGCAGGGCAGGUAACUCCAGCUGCUACCCCUCGGGCAGGUUCCUUUACAGACCUCGGCUGUCAGAGCAUUGCUGUCACAGCACAACACAGGACCUGCUGAUGGAAGCUGAAGUCUCCUUGCCCCCCCUUAUUACUUAUUAUUCAAGCUUGCUUGUACAAUGCCACCAGACCACCAUGGAAUGUAGUGUCAUUCCUCCCUCAUCACAAGUAAAAAGCAGGGAAAGGGGAACUAACUUUAAACAAAAAAAAACAAAAAAAAAAACUAUAACAAAAAAAGCUAUCCCCUAUCCUACACCACACAUUUACACACACUGCAUCUACUACACAAACACACACACUGCAUGCACUACACACACAUACUGCAUGCACUACACACACACACACUGCAUCUAUUACACACAUACAGCAUCCACUAUACACACACAGCAUCCGCUACACAGAUACAGUCUGCAUCCACUACACACACACACACACACACACACUGCAUCCACGUUACUCUCAAACACUCACCAUAUCCACUGUACACAGUCACAUACACUACAUCCUUGUGAGCGGACUCAGGGCCUGACCCUAUGGGUAGACUCAGGGGCAGGCCUUUGGGGAUGGGACUUGAUAUAAAACACUAUAACCACUACAAGUUGCUGUGGUGGUUAUGUUUCAUUGUGUGUACCUUCAAACUAUAUUUAUCAAUAGACUCACAGGAUCAGCUAAAAACCUAUCAAUUCUAUUGGAACAUAUGUGAUUUAUUUAAUAAACAGCGUGCUGACAAUUGUGCUGUAAAAAUGAAAGUUAAAAUAAUAAAAACUGCCAAGGGGGCUGUUUUGUUUCUAAAUUUUGUGAGUUGGUGGUAAACUCAGUAAAACGUGUGGUUUCGUGUGACAAUGGCGGUAGAGAAGGUAGAGAUAGAUUGGUAGAUUGUCUGGUUAAGGGAAUAGACUUUUCAUGCAUCAACCUUAGCGGCUAUUCAGUUCAGAUCAACGUAGUCAGAAAUAAGAUUUGAGAACCCUGAUAUUAUGUGACAUUUCUAAUCCUUUUCCUAUUUGUGUAACUGUGGUUAUGUGUUUGCAUAUUGUGAGCGUAAAGGUGGAAUAGUGGUUGAUGGGAGAUACAUCAGACCUGAUUUGCUAAACAGCAACCAGAGGAUUUUUCAGUUAAAUGCCCCAGGGAGAGAUGUUAAAGUUUGCAAUAUGCAUAGCUGAUGCUCUGCAAAACAUGGUAUGGGUCCCUGGGGCGGAGUAUUUGGAGAGCAGGGUGGGCCAAUGCUCCAACAGCACUAGUUGCUGUAUAACAGACCACAGCUUGGAUCUGAUUUUAAGAGUUAACUAAUUGGCACUCACCUGUAGCUACUCAAUUAGUAGACAGGCCUUUAAAAGAAGAGAGCAGCCUGCUGCAGAGUGAGGGAGAAAAAGACAGCUAGGAGAGAUUGUGUUUAUUGCAAAGACAUUGCUUUUGUUUGGAAAAUUGGUAAGUGGGAAAGCCACCCAAUUGCAGAUAGCAAUUACUGUCUAGUAAGAGCUCAAGUAAGAGCAAGGGAUUUUGUUUGUUUUUGUUAUUAUUUAAAGUACCUGCUUUCUUACUGAAUAAAAAGGAAAACUGAGCUGAAGGUGUCCUGGACUUUGUAUACCCUAGAAGGCUGUGGUUACUGCAAGAUCGGUGACAAUCCUACCUGUAAAAGAGGUGGUUUGUUACAAUAUCUAUACGCCUCAUAUUAACCUUGAUCCAAGACCGAAGACCUCUUUCCACAUGAACAAGAUAAAAGAAGGAUUCAGAUCUUACGGGGCCCUAGUCAUGUGACUGUUUUGGGUCCCCAUCCAUUGUUCACGUUGGGUUAGUAAGUGGAGACCAAGCAAAUUCAGCUUCCCAGGCCCUAGGUAACUCCCCAAGGCCACCUUAUGGUUAAAAUUGCUUUGGACAAAAUGAUAUUAAACAAUCAGCAAGCUGUUAAAUUAUUGCUUGUGUUUUAUCUUUACAGCUCACGAGACGUCCAUCGUUACAAACUUUGAUUGCCUCAAUGAUUAUGAAGAAUACAGUUAUUGUUUCUGGGAUGUUAUGAGUGCAUUGAAAGUAAAUUGCACCGAAGAUUUCCUCCUAAAAUACGAAAACGAUCACACUAAGUACGUUUUAUCAAAUCUUACUAUGAUAUCGCAAAUAAUAUUGUUCAGUAAACUGUGCAACGUCAGAUAUUCAAAUUAUAGUCCAAACCUGUUAAGUUGGGAAACAAAAUAACUAAGUCAGAUGUUUUCUGAUUGUGUUAUUUAGGCCUAUAGAGUUACUUCACAUAGGCAUUCCCACUAGCAUGACUAUUUCAAAUCACUGAAGUGGUCAUGGUGGUUGGAGUAACUCUUUAAUAUUUCAUAUUCACUUUUGAAACUAACACUCAUUACCCAUAAUGCAACAAGACUCCCAAACUCAGAGCUAAUGAAAUAUAUGUCGGGGCCUCAGCCACAAACCUAGCAUAUCAGCAUAUAGCAGUUAAAGGACCACUCUAGGCACCCAGACCACUUCAGCUUAUUAAAGUGGUCUGGGUGCCAGGUCCCUCUAGGAUUAACCCUUUUUUUAUAAACAUAGCAGUUUCCGAGAAACUGCUAUGUUUAUAAAUGGGUUAAUCCAGCCUCUAAAGCCUCUAGUGGAUGUCUCAUUGACAGCCGCUAGAGGCGUUUGCGUGCUUCUCACAGUGAAAAUCACAGUGAGAAGACGCCAGCGUCCAUAGGAAAGCAUUUUAAAUGCUUUCCUAUGAGACUGUCUGAAUGUGCGCACAGCUCCUGCUGCGCAUGCGCAUUCAGCCGAAGAGGAGGAGAGGAGGCGGAGAGGAGGAGGAGAGCUCCCCGCCCGGCGCUGGAAAAAAAAAAGGUAAGAUUUAACCCUUUCCUCGCCAUUCACCCUCAGGGCACUAUAGUGCCAGGAAAACGAGUAUGUUUUCCUGGCACUAUAGUGGUCCUUUAACAUUCCUACUCUUAUAUUAACUUCUCCCAGCACUGAAGGGACUGAAUGUAUUAAAGUAUGUCAUUUUGUUUGUCUACUCGUGACAUUACAUAACCACUGAAAGUGGUGUAGUUGGGGAGAACACUUAUAAAGACUUCAACUGCAAACUCUAGCAGGCCUGUAAACGGCAGAGGCAAUCAGCUAGCCCUUAGAAGGAGUGUACCAUCCCAGGCUUGUCUGCAUGGAAGGCACACAGUGUAGUCAGCUAGGCCUGUUCCUUACCUUGACAUCUGCUGAUGUGUUGCAUAUGGCCUGUUUCUAGGACCUGUGUCACACAACACAAUUUAAUCAUUUGGCAUGACUGCUUUUCAUUCGUGGUGUUUUUAAUAAUAAGACAAAAUGUACACAAAAUUUAUAAAACAAUUUCUAUAGCAACAUCUAAAUAUCUGGACCAAGGUUUGUUUUACAUAGUUACAUAGUAAUCUAGGUUGAAAAAACAGACUCAAGUCCAUUAAAUUCUACGUUCACAACCUAUUCCUUUAUGCUGUUGAUCCAAAAGAAGGCAAAAAAAGAAAAACUCCACGAAAAAACAAUUUGAAGUAAUUUCCAAUUAUCCUGUUGACUCCGUAAUGGCAAUCAGAUUUGUCCUUGGAUCAACAACCUGCUCACAUAGCCUGUUUUUUUUUUUUCUUACAGUUUCAGUGAUAUUUGCAUCCCCGAAUCUCAGGUGAUGGCGGAUAUUAUAUUACCCAAUAAAUGCAUCUGCCACCUCAAUAUUGAAGAUUAUUUUGCGCCUGUUGUAUUCAGCGUUGAGCUUGUGUCAAAUGAAACAUCUUUAAAGAAAAUGGAUUUUCAUCUCUCUCAAAAAGGUAAUGUCCAUUGAUUAAUUCAAUAGUCUGUCAUAUUUAUUUAAAGCACAUGUUACAAAAAUCUAUCUUACCGUAUAUACUCGAGUAUAAGCCGACCCGAAUAUAAGCCGAGGCCCCUAAUUUUACCCCAAAAAACUGGGAAAACUUAUUGACUCGAGUAUAAGACUAGGGUGGGAAAUGCAGCAGCUACUGGUAAAUUUCUAAAUAAAAUUAGAUCCUAAAAAAAUUAUAUUAAUUGAAUAUUUAUUUACAGUGUGUGUGUAUAUGAUGAAUGCAGUGUGUGUGUAUGAGUGCAGUGUGUGUAUGAGUGCGCAGUGUGUGUAUAAAUGCAGUGUGUGUAUGAGUGCAGUGUGUGUAUGAGUGCAGUGUGUGUGUAUGAGUACUCAGUGUGUAUAUGAGUGCAGUGUGUGAAUGCAGUGUGUGUGUGUGAAUGCAGUGUGUAUGAGUGCAGUGUGUGUAUGAGUGCGCAGUGUGUGUAUAAAUGCAGUGUGUAUAUGAGUGCAGUGUGUGUAUAAAUGCAGUGUGUGUAUGAGUGCAGUGUGUGUGUAUAAAUGCAGUGUGUAUAUGAGUGCAGUGUGUGUAUAUGAAUGCAGUGUGUGUGUGUGAAUGCAGUGUGUAUAAAUGCAGUGUGUAUGAGUGCAGUGUGUGUGAGUGCGCAGUGUGUAUGAGUGCGCAGUGUGUGUAUGAAUGCAGUGUGUAUAUGAGUGCAGUGUGUGUGUGUGAGUGCGCAGUGUGUGUAUAAAUGCAGUGUGUAUAUGAGUGCAGUGUGUGUGUGAAUGCAGUGUGUAUGAGUGCAGUGUGUGUGUGUGUGAUGCAGUGUGUGUGUGUGUUGCAGAGCCUUGGUGGGGGGUGGGCAUUUUUAUAAAAAAAAAAAAUAAAAAAAUUAAUAUUAUUUAUUAUUUUAAUUUUUUUGGUUAUAUUAUUUUUUUAAUAAUUUUUUAUUAUUAUUUAUAUAUUAAUUAAUAUUAUUUUAAUUUUUUGUUAUAUUAUUUUUUUUAAUUAUUUUUUUAUUAUUAUUUAUAUAUUAUUAGUUAAUAUUAUUUUAAUUUUUUUGGUUAUAUUAUUUUUUUAAUUAUUUAUAUAUUAUUAAUGUAUUUAUUUUUGUCCCCCCUCCCUGCUUGAUACAUGGCAGGGAGGGGGGCUCUCCUUCCCUGGUGGUCCAGUGGCAUUGGCAGUUCAGUGGGGGGAGGAGGGGGGCUGGCAGAGCUGUUACUUACCUCUCCAGCAGCUCCUGUCAGCUCUCUCCUCCUCCGCGCCGGUCCGUGCAGCUCUUCUGUCAGCUCACACUGUAAGUCUCGCGAGAGCCGCACUAUGACCCGGCUCUCGCGAUAAUUACACUGGGAGCUGACCGAGGUGCUGACCGGACCGGCGCGGAGGAGGAGAGAGCUGACAGGAGCUGCAGGAGAGGUAAGUAACAGCUCUGCCAGCCCCCAGUCUGUAUUAUGGCAAUGUAAAUUGCCAUAAUACAGACAGUGACUCGAGUAUAAGCCGAGUGGGGGUUUUUCAGCACAAAAAAUGUGCUGAAAAACUCGGCUUAUACUCGAGUAUAUACGGUAAUAUUGCCACAUGUAAAGCACAUGUGGAAAAAAUCCAAGUGAACCAUUGCAACCACAAAAAGACUGACAGCACAUCAAAAAUCCAUCAAGGUCUUUGGUUUCAAAUGUCUCUUAAAGGGACACCGUAGGCACUGUAUCUGCUUCAUCUCAUUAAACUGGUUACAGUGUCUGGAGUCCCCUGGUACCAUAAUUUCUUUCAGCAUUAAACAGUUUUUAAUGUUGUAAUGUUUUAAUGCUAAACACAGCAGUCUAUCCCCUCUGUGCUGCUUUGGCUAAUACGGAGGUAUUACCCUGAGCAGCAAUGGGCAGCUGUGAUUGGCUGAGAGUGUCAGCUGACUGCUUUUAACCUGUCAGAGCUCCAACUGACGGUAUGAAUGGGUAUGACAACAAGGAAGUGUGUAUUCUCUGCCUGAGCUACACAUACAGAAGGGGCCGGACUGUGGGUGGCCAGGGACUCUUAUUUUGUGGCAUAUUGCACAAACAUGGUGCAACACUGAAUGGAGGGACAGUGCCAGGCCACUCCAGGCACUAUAACCAAUUCAAAGAGACAAAGUGGUUAUAGUGACUACAGUGUCCCUUUAAGGAGUGCUCUGAUUUCCCCCAUUGUAAGUAGACAAACUGGUUUUGAAUAAAUUGACUUCUUACCUGAGAUUUACUGGGCUCCACUCCCCAUCUCCACUGCUAACUCUAGACUGAGAGUGUCAGCUGAUCGAUCUCUGCUAAUGAGCUAAGCCCUAGCAAAAUACAUCCAUUGUCUAGUUAAACCAUUCAAAAACAAGUUGUAGUGGUUUUGGUGCUUGGAAGGUUCCUUUAAGGAUUGUAGUUAGCCUAAAUUCCAUUAUUAUACCUGGAAAAACAGCAUCAUGAGUUGUGAAUUCUGAACUGUAGUGAAUUCUAAAUAAAUCUAAGAAAAAGUUUUUAGUUUACUAAAGGGUCCCCCUAAGUACCAAUUUAAAUUUGCAUUAUUUCUGAAUUUAUGGGGCGGAGAGUACCCUGCACCCACUCUUAAUUCUGCUACUUUGCAAAAAAAAAAAAAGCUAACCCCCGAGGCUCCAACUCAGCAAAAAAGGAAUGUUUACAUUCUAUUUUGCUGUGUUAAUGUGAUACAACAUGGGUAUAGGUUUAUUGGACGGUAUCUGGAUCAGAAUGAGAGGGUCCUGACUGUUGGAGACUCAUCCUGGUAAAGCAAGGAACAGAGGCAUACAUAUUCAUUGCAUGAACCAGGGAUAGAUUAAAGGGACACUGUAGUCACCAGAACAACUACAGCUUAAUGUAGUUGUUCUGGUGAGUAUAGUCAUUACCUUCAGGCAUUACAUUGCCUCCUAUGGAUACCUCCUGUGGCCACUCCUUAGAUGGCCACUGGAAGUGCUUCCUGGGACUGCUCUGCAGGAAGACACUGAAAUGUUCUCAUAGAGAUGCAUUGAUUCAAUGCAUCUCUGUGAGGAGGUGGUGAUAGGCCAAAAUGGUCAUUGGCCCUGCCCCCAUCCUGCCUCCUUGCCGAUUUCAGCCAAUCCAAUGGUUUCCCUAUGGGGAAGCAUUGGAUUGGCUAAAAAUAGUAAAUUCUGAUGAUGUCACUAAGGAAAUGCAUUUGGGACUGGGCCAACACCGGCAGACCCAUGCUGCGCUGAAAAUAAGGUAUGUUUUAACCCUUUCUAAGGCAGCUAAGGGGGGCAAGCCACCAAAAUGGUGGUUAUAACACUAUAGGGUCAACUAUGCAUGUUUGUGUUCCUGACCCUAUAGGGUUCCUUUAAGCUUUAAAAAGAAAAAUAUGCAGAGUAAGGUAAAGAAACAUACUGCACACCAUAACCACUUAAUUUCAAUAAAGUGUUUACGGUGCUCGUUUGAGCAGGGUCCCCUUCAUCAUAUUGUUCCUGUAAGUUUUUGCAAUUGUCACAUUUAUGGGUAAAUCUCCCACUCCAAUAACAUUGUAAAGGGCUACGGAAUUUGUUGAUGCUACAUAAAUGCCAAUAAUAUUAAUGGUGGCUGGAAUCCCCCGGUACAACAUACGGAAGUGGUUUAACACUGGAUGGUAAGAUGGCGCCAGUAAAUUCCAGGCACCAUAACCAUUUCAUUGAGAUGAAGUGGUUGUGGUGCCUAAGGUGUAUUUUUAAACAGAUUUACCAAUAACGGUAGAUUCAUUAUCUUAUUAUAUUAUUUAAUCUAAAGUAAAAAAUUCCAUAAAUAAAGUUAAAGAGCGAAAGACACACAGAUGUUAUAGGUUAUAUGUAACUGCGCUUCUAAGGAAUUCAAUCGAAUGGUGCAUCCAAAGUUCAUGUAAAGCUAAAAUAUCUAAACUUGUCUGGUAAUCUACCCUGUUAUUUUAACUGUUCGCUUUCAGUAUAUGUAUUAUAAUCCUGCAAUCUAAACGUUUUUGUGUUUUGUACGCAGUGAAACCCAAAACUCCAUUCAACGUAACUGUUAAAGCAAGUGAUUUAGAAAAUGUUUUUGUGCAAUGGGACUCUGGAUGUAAAGAGGGCAACUUUGUGCGUGACAUGUUGAUUUAUGAAUUGCAGUUCACCUCCAGACAAGAUCCAGCAGAGGUAACAUAUUUUAUCAACUUGAGUAUUUAUAGCAAAAAUAGGUUGAACGACUUUUUAACAGUCAUUUUGUCUUUAGUUGUCACAAAACUACAUUUCAAGUUUUAGACCACAAACGCCAAAUUGGAAACAUUUUUCACGUUUGCUCUUUUGCUUAAUAGUUUGAAAACCCUGAUAAUGUUACAAAUAUUUAGAAUAAGACAUAGCUCUUUAACAAAGUGUGAAAUGAAAUAGUUACAGUUUAUUACACAUUAGUAAAUGUCCUCCUAAAAUGGACUCAAAUUAAUAUGUUUGGAUCAGCAUUUCAAAUUAUCUAAAUCUGUUAGAAAAACAUUUCAGAUUAUCUAUCUCCAAACAAGGCUGAAACGAUUGUCUGGGGUUGCUGUGCAGAGGGAACUUGCUGGCAUUUCGGAUCUGGACUGCCCGUAUGGGUGGGACCAGUCUGAUAUGUUUCAGAGAUGUUGCCUCUGUAAUGGUACAAGAUGAGCUAAACCCACCGAAGGGCAGGCUAUUUCAGCUGCUGCCUGUUCUCAGUUUUCUCUUGCGACCUGUUUUUUGCUCUAUUUAUCUCCAAAACUUCUCAUGCACUCUAGAGGAACACUACUGUGGUAGGAAUACAAAUAUGUAUUCUUAAAGCCAUAGUAACCCCCCCCCCUACUCCUCCCCCAUUUGCAAUAAAACAAAAAUGUUACUUCUCAACUCUUUCCUUUUGUGCUGCUCACCUCUCCACCUCAUGCGAUGUCAACGAGGAGACAUGACCUUGUCCAUGAUGGUCCAAUUCAAAGCUCCUUAUAGAGGAGCAUUAUGGACCUAAUUUACUAAAGCAGCGAAUCAAUGCUUUUUUAUGGGGCCCUCACCAUCGCGUGCAGAAGCAUGACAGCCCCUAGAGGUGCAUUUAAUCCUGCAAUGUAAACAUUGUAGUUUCUAAAAAUAAAAAAAAAUAAUGUUUUACAUUGCAGAGUUAAAAAGACAGGACCACCUUGAGAUACAAUAACUUCUAUGGACAAAUCACAUGAAAAGUUUUUUCUAACAGAUCUCGAUCAGUUAAAAUACUGAUCCAAACCAAUUACAUCGAGGCCAGCAUGUCGGACAAAGAGACAGACUGAGGCUUCUGAAUAAACAGAAACUCCAGUAAAAUUGCUGAAAGUAAUCUCUACCAAGAAUAGAGCAUUCUGAUGGAAUUCUGGUUUCUUUCACCAUUGUUCCAUAAGAUCACUCUACUCUUUGAACUUAGCCCUAAAAUGACUUUUUAUAAAUAACUCCUAAUAAUUUCCUACAUUUGCCUUUCCAGGUGAAAACUACUAGUUCAAGUGAAGGGAAGACAUGCUACGAAAUUGACAAGAGGCAGUUCAAACAAGGACAUGAUUAUAUGGUUCAAGUCAGGUCUAAAGUCAGACCAGUUCCUAUAGGUUACAAUGGAACCUGGAGUGAAUGGAGCAGCGAGGCUGAGUGGCAUAAUGGUAAGCUUACUAAAGGCAUUUAUAGAGGCAAGGGAUACAUUUGGGGAAACUAAAAUGAAAAUAUUCAAAUUGUAAUUGAAAUAACCAUAACUGAAAUAUUUUUUCUUAUUAAAAACAAUAUAUAUACACUAAUCAACCACAAUAUUAAAACUACCUGCCUAAUGUCGUGUAAGUCAGUUUCAUGCUGCCAAAACAGCUCGGAUGCGCCGAGGCAUGGACUCCACAAGACCUCAGAAGAUGUCCUGUGGUAUCUGGCACCAAGACAACAGCAGCAGAUUUUUUAAGUCCUGCAAGUUGCAAGGUGAGGCCUCCAUGGAUUGGAUUUGUUGAUCCAGCACAUCCCACAAAUGCUCAAUCAGAUUGAGAUCUGGGGAAUUUAAAGGCAGAGGCAACACCUUGAACUCUUUGUCAUGCACCUCAAACCAUUCCUGAACAAUUAUUUCAGUGUGGCAGGGUACAUUAUCCUGCUGAAAGAGGUCACUCCUAUCAGGGAACACCAUUGCCAUGCCAGCAUCAUGUUUUACAGCAAUUUGAGCUACAGUAGCUCUUCUGUGUGAUUUGACCAGAUGGGCUAGUCUUCCAUUCCCCAAGUACAUCAAUGAGACUUGGGCGCCCAUGACCCUGGCGCCAGUUUUCCUUUUUUCCAUCACUUUUGGUAGGUAAACCACGGCACACUGGGAAUACUCCACAUGACUUGCCGUUUUGGAGAUGCUCUGACCCAGUCAUCUAGCCAUCUAGCCAUAACUAAUUAACCCUUGUCAAAGUCACUCAGAUCUUUUCUCUUGUCCAUUUUUCCUGCUUCCAACACAUGAAAUUCAAGAAUUAACUGAUCACUUGCUGUCUAAUAUAUCCCACCCCUUGACAGGUGCCAUUGUAGCUAUAUAAUCAAUGUUAUUCACUUCACCUGCCAGUGGUUCAAAUGUUGUGGCUGAUCAGUAUAUAUAUAUAUAUAUAAAUAUCAAUAUCAGCAUUAGAACCUUUCUUUUUAUACAUUAUUUUGCUUUCACACAUUUCUCCGUUUCCUCUUCUGCUGAUCCACUCUGUUAAGUUUCCUCUGUCUCCUUAUGUCAUCAAGAAAAAAAAAAUAGCUGACCUCCAAAGUCAUUUACAGCUCUGCUCUAUCUUAGAUCUCUGCUCUUUUUACUAUUUGUAACCCCAUUUGGCACACCACUCUGACAUGCAACUCUAUACUCUCAUGUACAAUAUUGGACCCCAGAUAAUUGACAGGUAGGUGUCCAGUUAUUAACAAUAUGUCUUUUUUUAUGAAGAUGUUACCCCAUGGUUGCUGGAGAGCCACUUGCUUGGAAGCUUCCACACUAUUGUACCCAUAGAGUGUGCUGUUCAUGCAGACAUUAUUAACUGCUUAUUGAGAAAUUCAAUUUCUGUUCUGACUCUUUUUGUUUGUUUGUUUUGUUUCAUAAUUUCCCAUUGAUUCAUGUUGGGUCUUCACCCUCCACUGCAUCAGCAUCAGAUAAAGCUGUUUGUGCGGCAAGACGUGAUGGUAUUCAUUUCAGUCUGUAUUACUAUGUAGCUAUAACCAUUUUCUAGAAAAUAUUGUGGUGUUGUGAAGAAAUACAACAAAAGACAAAAAAGGAACUAAAAAAAACAGGAAAUACUGAACUAAGAAUUAACUCUCAAAAGUAGUUUUUUCAACAAAAUACAAAUACCAGUGAACAAAGAAAAUACGCGGCCAUGCCCACUUUAAAAAAAACAAAAAAACAACUAGCAGACCAAGCCUAAGAGCACACUAACCCAUUGUUUACAGCCAAUACAGCAUAAUGUAGUUUUUAUGAUAUAAUGAGACUUUGCUGUAGCCCUCCACCUUAUUAUGUCAGUUAGUGGCCUCAAAAGCAUAAACAAUGAUUCAGGAGGGUGUUUAGUGACUUCAUGGGUACAAGCCCCAAUUGCCAAGACAAACUAAUCUGUUCGUCCAUUGUCUAUUUAAUUUGUUUUGUGAUAAUCCAUAUGGCAUCCCGCCAAUUGCCCAAAACUGCAACUCACAAGUCUACAAAAUAGAUGUUCUCCAUCUUACCUUUAUGGUAUUCCUCCCACAGGAGUAUAUUAUACCGUGUGAAAAAAGGAUGUGGACACAGCAAAUUACAUGAAAAAUUCCUCUGAUUAUUUAUCGUAGUACAAAAAAAACUAUAUUACGAUUGUGAGCUGAUUGAUAUCCUCAAAUAGCGGCAAAUAAAGUGAUUCUUCCAUAACAAACUUAUAUAUAACUUAAUGUCAUCUAGCUAUAAACAUACAGUAUGCAAAGAUGCCUUCUCACUUAACAAGAGAAACAUUAUUUAAACAGACACAAUCACCGUUUUAAUGCUUCCGUAAAGAUUUAGCACAGGCUGCCAUUUUUGGUGACAUAUAAAAUGAUACCCAUAUAAAUUUACAAUUUACAAACAGAAUGGGGGCUCGGAGAAAUCUGCUGUAAGGGCAGUUGGCUGCCUAUGGGUCACAUGGCAUAUAGAAAUCAUCUUAUCAGUUAUGGACCAAAGAGGGACUGUGUGCGAUAGGCAUUGCGCAAGCUAUGUUUAGCACUUUGUGUGUUAUGGACAGUGUUUACCAUGAAGCUCGGCUAAGCUAAUGAGAAUUUCUGAAUUUCUUGACCAUGUGCCAUAAAUACUACGUGGCGCACUUCUGCAGAAAACAAAAUAAAAACAUAUAGAUUUUUACGUAUCUGGAACUUGGGAUAAUUGCAGUAUUUGGGCCUGGAGCUUCAUCUCUAGCAGCCCCUAUGUUAUUAUGCCCAGAUACUUACUCAAGCAUUGAUGGGAUUGCUGCAGAGGUUUUAGUAUACUUAACGCAGAGAUGAUUGCAUUAGUGUAGGAGUCCAUUGUGUAUCAUAUCCUUUUCUGAUUAUGGCUAUUGCUACAACUGUCAACUGAUGCAGUUCAGACAGGAUUCCCAGUCCAGUGAUUCACAUUUACAUUUUGCAGACUAGUUGCUAGGUUUUACCCUCCAUAUUCAUUGUGCAAGUUUGGGCAUCCUAUAGUUCACUUUAGAGAAGUUAUUUUUUUUUCUUUGAAAUAAAGCAAACAUAUUUAUUUAUAAGCUGUCUCUUCCGUUAUUCUCUACAUUCCGUACAGUAAUUUUGCUUUAAUCCCAUUAACUCAUACUUGUUGAGUUGUGGCCCUUCCAUCUUGACUUCCAGUCAGCCAUUUUGUGAGCUCUGUCCUCAUUUUAUCGUAAAAAAUGGCAGCCUUUGUACAGCUCAGUAAGCAAAAAGAUCUUACCACAAACUUGCAUCAUGGAGAAGGAACUUUGUAAUAAUCAGGAGGAAUCAUAGAAAGUGAUGGAGAGAAAAAAAAAGAGAAAACAGUUGCCAUCGUGGUUAUUAGUGAAUUUGUGUUUUCUCUUGUUCAUUUUUAAGUAAACUUAACAAAAUUGGGAAAAACAUGAAGGAUAGUGGAAUGAGCUUACACUAUGCUAAUUUAAUCUACUGCAACAUGAAAGGUAUGUCAACAAAUGGUAACAAUUGGCGGAGCCUGACAGCCAAGCAGAGCAGUCGCACAGUAAAUGGGCUCCUGGGCUGAAAACCUAAAAACAACUAAAGCUACCAAAAUUACCUACAUACAACUGGCUUUUCAGCCCCAGUAACAGAGGUAUGCAAUGGAGACAACGCUAACUCGAGACCCUGAGCAACACUGGCGACCGCAUCCAGAGGAGGGAUCCAAGGCCUACCUGCGGCCUAUCCGGGCGGCAUGGGGGAGACGACCGAUCCCCCAGCCGGCUGGGGCCCGUUACGCCGGGGGCCUGUCCAGAGCAUCCUCUUCCCCCCCACCCACCGGUGGGGGUUAUCCCGGCAACCAAAGCAAGUAACCUAAAGCAGAGGUACCAACUCCAGCAUACAGACACAGCCGGGCCAUCGACGCCCAAAAUGGCGGACGCCAUGAGGGAUCAAGCACCCGAGUUCAUCCUGCUCCCACUAUCGGAAAGGAUGGACCGACUUUUGGCGGACUUCUGGGCAAAAAUAGACAGCCGCAGGGGCGACCCGGAGGGGGUCCCACUGGCGUCAGCUCCAUGGGACUCCACAACGAAGCCUACACAGACGACACAGACCCAGAGGGAGACCAGGAAAGCAGCGAGACGGAGGCGGGAAACCCGAUGUAGGCCUCAGCACUCCAACCCUCGACCACGGGUGAGUCGCCCAAAGCCUAAACAGGGGCUCACCCUGGGACCCCCCCAGCACAGCAACCCUCAUAAGCGCAAGCAGAAACAGGGGCCUUAUAUAACAUCGGGCAAUCACUCACCUCAACGACCACCACUCGCUCCUCAGCAACAGCCAGCAGCUCAGACAGAGCACAAAGUUGUAAGAUGGCGGCGGAGGGCUCAGCACUCACCUCUCCCACGCAAAGCUAGAAAGCUGAGGAGAUCAGUGGAGCCAAGACCCCCUCAGGUGCCCAACGCAACAGGGGUGACACCGCUCCAACGGCACGGCCCAGCAACUAUACACGGAAAACACCGCCCCAGGUAUGCAGACAAGGCCUCCAGAACAGGCAUUGGCUGAAGCAGACUGGACUGACACGUUGCACGGCUCACAGCCUGUGACCCUGCUCAUAAUGCAGAGACUCAUUACCCGGAGGCAACAAAAAUUUACUAAUUUUUUUUUUUUUUUUGUGAAUAUGAUUUUUAUUUUCAUCAUAUAACAAGAGUUAGUCAACUGUAUGCAUUCUGGGACCCGCAGGUCUCCAUUUAUAGGGCAACUGGUGAGACGCGCAGGCCUCGGAAUCAUUUAUUUGUGUUCGGUUUCCGAGUUUACUAAUUUUAAAUGUGUGACCAGAAGCCCAGUAUAUUUAUGUUUCCCUCUCUUAUAAUAUCAUAAUAAUGUCUCCUGAAUCCCUCCUGUAUAGAUGAAAAUGUAUGCCACUCAUAACUCUUACCUUGCAUGUUGUGGUUACUUUUGUUUAUUCUUAGGGAAAAGUAAUUUAUUUAUUUUUUUCCUUAUUCAUGUUUUGAUAACUACUAGCUGUCUGCCUCUACUUAAAUGUACUUACAUACAACACCACCUGGGGGGGCAACAACAUACCAGCAGCUGGCGUGGGCUGACUCCUGAGAUUUUUUUAAGUUAACUGUCCUAUUUAUGCCAACGUACUCACUGUUAGACAGCCUAGCACAGUUGAUUUUACCAGUGCCUUAUAGUUUUUGGUUCUGCCUAAUGUGUCCCCUAGCGUACCUUUAUGAUGCCUCUAUAUGCCUUAGUGCCACCAUGAUCUACUCUGUCUUAACAAACAAUAUGUCUAAUAUCUACCAAGCCUAAAUACCAAUGUUUAAUCAUAAGAUAGGAAGUAGCUCAGAAGUGUUACCUGAUCUGCCAUCACUAGCCCAUGCCAAAUGGUGACACCUUCCAUGCAAAUAUAAUAAUCUAUCGUAUAAGCUGUGUUUAAAGCCUUGACUAGCUAAACAAUUCCUGCUAAAUGUUGAACAACUAUGUUUUUACCUGUUAUUCAUAUUAUAAAAUGUGCAAGUUUUUCCUGAGUGCCACGAUGCCCAUACAAACCAAGCACACUCAGGUCAUAGAUGUAUACCUAAGCGAACUCGGACUGUUUAUCCUAAAAACGCAUUGCUCUGUCUUUUCAACACCUAUGUCAUUAAGCAUACUUGAGGUGCUUGCCAAUGUUGUUGGGGCACGACGAGUUAUUCUGUUAUAUGUCAUACAUUGCACAACAAAAUAAAGAAUUUAAAAAAAAAAAAAACAGGGAAAGUAAGGGAUAGCAUCAAUAAUACAAACCUGAAUAUUGUGGCUAAAAUCAUGAUAGAUUUCACAAGCUAUGUGGAAAUCAAAUCAUAUUGCUUUCUUAGAUACCAGCUGUUCUCAGUACAGAUAACUUGAAAAUGUAGAAAUAAAAUUGCAAGAGCAAAAAACAAAACAAAAAAAAACCAAAUGGUAACAAUCCAAUGGAACAGUAUUUGUGUUCCCUUUAGAGAUGAGGACUCCACGUUCUACCUCUUGUGUUUUAAGAUUCUGCAAAAAUCUUUACUGUUAUGUCUUAUUUGUCAUAUGUUAAUAUCUUAUUUUCCCUGUUCGUUUUCUUUUCUGUACUCCACCCUUGUUAAGAUCUUAAAAAAUGUAAAAAAAACAACUCAAAGAAGAGAAAGAUAAAAAAAAAUAAUAAACUGCAAAAGAAGGAGGCCACCUGUCCAACUUGCUUACAUUUUAUUUCUCAGGACGCUAGGAUACAUUAGCUUCUUUCAAAAGUGGAGGUACAAAUAGAUACUUAAUAUAAUUAAGGAAUAGUUCAUGGUAUAAUUACCUUGCUUCUUAACAGGUAUACCCAGCUGGGUAACAUUUAUAUAUAAUCGUGAUUCUCAUUUACUAAUGAUAGCUUGAAUGUAUCUGUGUGCACAGACGUAUAUUGAACGUUUACUUUUCUAGACAUGUCUCACAUUUAAAUUUCGAGAUAUUCACAUGGUUAUGACAUUUAUUCGAAAAGUGACAAUGGGAACUUUAUGAUCUGAUACACACGCUUAUCUAGCUGACUGUAAAGCAAAAUUACUAAAGAUCUUGCACCAACUCACCCAAUUUCCCCAUUUAACUAUGGUGUACACAACAUAAUCUCUAAUCUACAGCUGUUACAAUAGGAUCUUGCAUUUUCUUUGUUCAGUGCCACUGACGCCCUGCGGUUUUCUGACGCAUUUUGUGGUCAGUGUUUUGAUCAUAACGUGCACUUGGCUAAUAUCAAAUCUGUCAGCUGUUAAAUGUUUAUCUCACUUUUGCUAUGCACAAUAUAGCUGUCUAAAGUUAUUUUUUUUAUAAAUUUUUAAGAAUCAGUAUUUGGUUCUAUUCAUUUAUACCUAUAUAUCAAUUAUAUUGGCAACCUGAUAGCAUCAUUCAUUUUCCAGUACCAAAUAUAUGCAGGUGGUAAACUAAGUUUUCCAUUCCUCUAAUGAUUUUUUUAACACAAGGAAUAUAUAAGCAUUUUAUAAAAAAUUAUAAUAAUAAUAAUGUGUUAUAUCAAUUUACCUUUCUGAAAUCUAUUUUUGGAUGUCUCAUAACUACUGUAAUUUAUACUCUUUAAAUCCUAACCUCACUAAUCACCUUAUCAUCUUAUAUUUAAUCUCAUUUACCUGCAAAAUAUGUGUUUAGGCUCCAAAAAAACAGUGUCUUUCUAACAAGGACAAUUUAUUCUGCAUAUUAUUUAGGAUUGCAAUAAUUUUUUGCAUAUAUUGUAUCUCUAUUUUUGACCACCGUAUACCAUUAUUGGGGCAUUUUAUGGAACAUGAUCUAUUAUUCUAUCAUUAUGAUAAAGAAUGAGCAAAACACGUGAUGACAGAUCCUUCAAUCAAAUCAUUACAAAGUGUCAUUUACCACAUUUCUCUGCUCCACAUGCUUGUAACGCAAUCCAAACUUGCAAACAUUUUUUUUCUUAAAGGAGCACUAUAUGAUUAGGAACACAAAUGUGUAUUCCUGACCUUAUAGCGUUAAAAACACCAUCCAGCCCUCCUGCCCCCCUCCUCCCUAAACAUAGUAAAAAACUUACUUUUACUCUACUCUGUGGCUGCUGACUCUGCCCUUGAUCUGCCUGCUUGACUGACUUUAUCAGAUGUGAUUCCCUGAGACAAUACCAAUGCUUUCCCAUAGGAUUGGUCAAAACUGUUAAGGUAGCCGAUCAGGGGCAGAACCAGCACAAGCCAAACACAGCCCUGGCCAAUGCAUCUUUAUGAGGAAAGUUCAGUGUCUCCAUGCAGAGGGUGAAGACACUGAAUGUCAGUCACACUGUGCAGCACUGCCCCAGGAAGCACCUCUAGUAACCAUCUGGGGAGUGGCCAGUGGGUGUGUCCCUAGGCUGUAAUGUAAAAACUAAAUUUUCUUUGAAAAGACAGUGCUUACUGCAAAUAGCCUGAGGGGAAUGAUUAUAAUCACCAGAACAAACACGAUAAGUUGUAGUUAUUCUGGUGACUAUAAUGUCCCUUUAAAUUUCUCAAAUUUGAGUCAUUAUAUGUUGGGUCAGGGUUAAUUGAUAUUGGUGCUAUAGUUAAUCAUUUGGUCUCGUCAAUAACUGAAUUGAGGGCUGGUGCCCACUAGAUCCUUACGUUUUUGUUUUGGCUUGCACUUUAUCCACGAUCCUACUGCAUGUAACACAUUACAUUUUUGCUUUAGACUUUUUGCUCUGCAUAUUAUUACUGGCACUUAUAAAGAACCAACAUUUUUCACAGUGCUGUACUAUAAUGGGAGAAAAACACAACAACAAAAAUGUACAAUUUACACAAUACAAUAUACAUAGACUAAUAUAAAAGAAAACUUUAAAAAAAAAAUCUAAAAUGUUCUUUUUGGGCAUAUGUUAUGUACCCCAUAUUAUACAGAAAGGAGUGAGUGUUUACAAAUUAGUUGGUUUUAGUUGGCCUUUUUACAUAGGUUCACUAUCAAUAUCAAUAUUUUUAAUAGGUCAGGUCUUUUUUGUUGUUGUUGUUCACAGUAGAUCUUAACCCAUGGGUCUGAAUGCAUAUUUGGGCUCCGAAUGCUAUUUCGAUGAGUGCUCACUGGCUUUAACAAUUUUAUUAUAUAAAUAAUUUCCAACACAACUGUCCUAAGUAAGUUGUCUUAUUGAGGGGACUCAUACCCAAAAAAUGGUUAAGAACAACAGGCCUGGAAAAAGCAUUCUCGUGUAUGUAAAAUGAUCAGUGGGAUGUGUUAUGUACCUAUUAUUACAUAUAUCUCUGUGUUGUUAUCUAACACGUUCUGGAUGUUAUAUAAUACGUAUACAGUGUAUCACAUAGUUUUGUGUACAAGGAAAGCACAGUUUUAUAAACUUUACAUCCUUGGGCACUUUAAGUAGUGCUAGAAAUUACUUACCAGCAACUAUACAAUUUGAUUUUAAUCUUCUACUUGAUUUAACAAGGAUAAACUUUGUACAGAAUAGUUCACUGCCUUCAGAAUGCAGAUACAUCAAUAGUUUUGCCCUUUCUUUCAAUUGUUUUAUUACAUUAUUGCUCUUUUUUUUUUUUAAUUGAUCCUUUUCUGAAACCUGGCUACUUACAGUAAAUAUCCUAGUACAGGGGUAGGCACUCCAGAUGUUAUGGACUAAAUCUACAUAAUGCUGGCAAUGCAUCAAGGGAGAUGUAGUCCACAGCACCUGGAGUGCAGAAGGUUGGAACUGCUUAGUAAAUUCACCCAAUCCUAAUUAUAAUCCGGCCAAAUCCUGAUUUCUGUUUAAUUUAGAAUUAUAUGUAUACACUGCAAACAGUUUGUAACAUAUAUAAAGUAGAAAUACAAUUAUAUACAAAGUAGUGUAUUUAUAUAAAUGUAUUGGUUGUUUUACAAAUUGUAUCUUAAUUUUGUUUCUCUCCCUCUCUCUUUCUAGAGUAUAGCCUCUCUUUGACUGACCAACUGCAGAUUUUUAUCCCAACUAUUUGCAUAUUGAUCAUAGCUAUAAUUGUAGCAUGCAAAUGUGCUGUUCAUUUGUAAGUAUGCAAGUCAACUUUGUAAUAAUAAUGGGGAGUCUCAUGAAAAGGAACAUCGGGGGUUAGGUCUAAACUAAACAGCAGUUAUCAGGAUAACUUCUAAAAGUGGAGCAAUCUUUUAGAAAAUUCCACUGGUUACAUUGGUGAUUGAACCACUUUUACAAGUUUGAAUAUUCAAUACAAUGUGGCACACUGUACUGUAAUAGUUAAGAAAACAGUGUCUGUAUUUAUGCAAUCUAUCUUAUCAGAAGACAUUUGGGCUUCACCACCUGUUCCAUUUUAAUUGUUUUAUGCAGCCAAGCAGGUGCUGGUUAGAUUAUUUUCUAUAGAUACUAUGUUUAUCAACUAUCCUCUUUUGGAUUAAAUAGGAAAAUUAAUUUUUGAAUUCAGCAUAUAUCAGUAUUACUGAUGUUAUUUUUAUAUGGACAUUAGUGGUAGAGGUUAACACAGUAAAGGAGUUUAAGCAUGCGUGGGAUAGGCAUAAGGCUAUCCUAACUAUAAGAUAAGGCUAGGGACUAAUGAAAGUAUUUAGAAAAUUGGGCAGACUAGAUGGGCCGAAUGGUUCUUAUCUGCCGUCACAUUCUAUAUGUAGUAGGCUUUUAUAAGUGCAUCUAACAUGGAAUAUAUGGGGCAUUUCAUGCAGAUAACUUCUCACAUUAUUUUUGCUUAGAUUUUUGAAUCUGCCAAUGCUGAUUCGCCAUUUCUUUUAAUAGAGACGGUCAACAGUAUUCUAUAAAGGGAGAAUUGUUGGGAAUUUAAAGGGAAUGCAAAUUGAAUGUCAAAUAAUAAAAAAAAAUUCAGCAUAGUUUUUUUAACAAGAAAUUUGACAUUUGAAAUGUAAAGUAAAAGUUGACAAACUGGAACCAUGGCUGAUUUGAACAGCUUUCCUUUUGAAAGGCCACCCUAGUGAAGAAUGUGUUGUCAGUCCUGUUACUUCCUGGUUUGUUUAGCUCAGUUGAGCUAAACUCAAGAGCCAGCAGUUGCCCAGAGAACCUGCCUUGCAAAGACUUCUCAUUGAACUGCAUUGGGAAGUCUGUGAUUGGACAGCCACCAAAGUUUUGGGCAGGAUUAGAAGGGAGGGCUUGCAAACUCUGCAGGCAAGAGAUCUGCUGCUUUUGCAAGUUGUUUUUAGAUAUAACCCAGUUAAAAAAAUACAUAAUUAAAUGUAUGCAUGAUUUCAUAGGAGGUAUAUCUACUAAACAGUAACUUUUAUUCUGUUUUGUAUUUUGGCAGUGGGGUAUACCUUUAAACUAAUUUGGCCUUAAAAUGUGAAAAAUCACUUUGCACUCCUGACAAUUCUAAUUGUAGUAAAUAAUCCUGUUAGCAUGUGAACGGUUUUUAGGAAAGUUUGGGAGCCUGAGUGUAGCACACUUUUGAAAAUGAGAAGAUUAUUGCACUAACAAAAUUUGUGUGUGGUUCCUCAUUGGAAACUAAUUGCUAGUUUUAUCUAAUACCCAAUGAUGAGAGCUAGAUAAAUGAGAUAAAAUUACAGGAAGCUGACACUGUAUGUUGUUAUAAUUAAGCAAAACAUUAAAACAAAGAGAACGAUGUAACUGGUAGUCAGGGCCGGACUGGGAUGAAAAUGAAGCCCGGGCAGUUAAUGGCAGAGCAGCCCACUGAGGGACGGGGCGAAAAAGGGAUUGUGUUAAUUGUGUGUGUAUGCGUAUAUAGAGUAGUGUGUGUAGAGUGUGUGUGUGAAUGCAUGGGGGUGUGGUAUGUAUAAGGGAUAUAGAGUGUAGUCAUAAAGGUACAACAUUAAAUGCAUACAAUACAAUAUGUAUAACCUAUUAUUGUUCAUGUUCAACAACACAACAACAUACUAGAAUGAACAACAGCUUGCACCUUGUGUUUUUGUAAUUUAUGAAUGGACACAAGGUCAGGCAAGCACAGCUCUCUGUAGAUCUCCAUAAAAUAAGAGAAUGUAAGCGUAAGUUAUAGGAAAAUCGUUUAUACUGUUAAAGUCCCUUUUCCUGAUCUAAAGCAUUCACUGAACAAACUCAUAAUGGAAUGGGGACUUGUCAGCAUUUGCCUGGAUCAAUUAUGUCUAACAUGGGCACUUCACUUGUUAUUGAGCUACAUUUUAGUAGUUGGAUCAACUUCUUGAGAAACAUAACAGGAAUAAACCUGCUUUAUUCCUAUAACAUACAGAGCAGUAAAAAAAAUCACACACACAACACAGCACUUUGAUCUGAUAUAGAACUUAUGUUUAUUCCACCAUCCAUGGUAGAUUUUCGACUAGAGUCUUUGAUAGACUGAUAAAGAGGUCUACUGCCAGGUCUACUCUAAAUAGUGGAGUAAAGCUACAUUGCUUGAUAUAUAGAUAGUUCCUGAACUCCAGUGCCAAGUUUAGGCUAGAACAUUGGUGUACACAUCCAACCAGAGAACUAGCGUUCUCUGGAAUCCAGCCCAGCAGGCGCCCGUCAUGCAGCAACUUGAAUCAACUAUUUUCUUGUAGUUCAUAGACCAACAUAAAUUGAUAGAAACUCAUUUUAAAUGAACAUGAGGCAAAGAUCAUAAUUUAAAGGGCAGUACAUGCAGUGCAUAAUGAAUAUACCAAUAAGGUGGUUGAACAAAUUUCUGUGUAAUUGUCCUAAUUGCAUGUUAAGCCAUAACAAAUCAGUCAAUUUAUGAUAAAACUGAAAAAAAAAAUGAAUGGAAGAUACUGCCGUUCGCUGUUUUAAUGUAGCAUGAGGCCGGUGACGAGCAGCUAAAACUGCACUUUAUUUCCAAGGUAGCUCUUUUUUGCUCUUAAAUACUUAGAUUAGUAAUUUUAAUAGCAGUGUGUGUAUAAUCUCACAUUCAAAUCUCACCCUCCUAACAGCAAACAUUGCAUAACAUGCUCCAGGGUAGACAACUUGUUUAUCACAUGUAACAUUGAGGUUUUAAACAGAUGGUUUAUCACAAAUUACAUUGUCCAAUUCUGUUAUCAUUUAGUUUUUCGAUUUCUAUAGAAUAACCUUCCAAAACAUUGAAUUGCAACCCUUUAACAAUUAUUGGUGUAAAAGUCUACAAUUUUCAAAAACUGAUAACUGCAAUCCAAAGAUUUUCAUCGCCCCACCUCUAAAAAAUAUUUGGAUUGACUAUACCUUUGAAUUUGAAAGCAAACUUAAUAGUUAAACCAGUUGUAGAUUUGCUAAUGUUGCAUGCAACAGAAUUAAAUGUUUUUAAUCUUUAUUUUUUGAUAGUAACUUUGCUAUGUUUUUCUUUACAGCUGUAAGAAAAACUGGUUGGACCGAAUCCCAAAUGUUAAAAAAUCUCAGUUGGCUCAAAGCAAGCUAUUUACUAUCCAGGUUAGUUCCUUCUGAUAGAAAUACAAUAGUGGUUCACACUCAACCAUGUGAUAUAUAUAUAUAAUAGUUAUCAAAAUGGGCUGCUUUCCCCUGGUCCCAUAACUUCUGUUGUCAGAUUAAGGUUUUAUUGCAACUAAGUGAUUUCCCAAGGUAUUAGUUAGUCCCUGUUAAACAUUAACACCAACAGGCCUUUGACCUACUCGUCCACACUUAUACUACUUUUUGAAAGCAUUGCCGUUUACCCAUGAGCCACGAGUAGUCCAAAACUUGCCAUUAGAUAAAACUAUGUGUAAAGACAAAUAUAGGGAUACAGAAGAUCCGAGAGGGUAUAAGAAUAAAACCAAGUAAUAAUGUGAUACCCCCUAACACCACUGCAGGCGCAGAGAAAAUUUGCACUCGCAAACACAAACAAGUUAUAAAGAGCCUUCAAUCAAAUCCACAGUUCCUCAUGGUUUCAAUGUGUAAAAUCCCAAGCUGAUAGGGAUAACCUCUGCAUAAUAAAGAGCAGAGCAAACAGCACGGGACGCCAAUAUAAUAAAAACAGAGCAUUUAUUUAUAUGUAACUUAAAGCCAAUUAAAAGAGCAAAUAAACAACUUUACCAAUGUUCACUGCCCAACGCAUUUCAUUUCCCCUAACACCACCACAGGUGCAUUGAAAAGUUGCACUCCCAAAACACAAGUUAUAAAGAGGUUCCAAUGUGUAAAAUCUCAAACUGGAUAUGGGGAGCCCCUGUAUAAUGAAGACGCAUUAUCAGAUUGAGGGCUUCAUUGUUGUUAGACACGGAGCUCCAAAGGAAGUCACCUGGGGUGAUGAAAUGCGUUGGGCAGUGACUAUUGGUGAUCUCACGAUUGGUGAAGUUGACUAUUUGCUUUUUUACUAGGAUCUGUUGUAUCCCUAUAUUUGUCUUUAUACAUACUUACUUCUAAUGGCAAGUUUUGGACAUCGAGUUUUUAAAAGUAAAUUAUUUCAAUUCAAUUGCUUGUUGGUGUUUAUAUUUAACAGGAACUGAUACAUUGAGAAACAAGAUACAUAAAACUUUAACAAGUUACUGGUAAACUAAACCAUGAACAUGUAUAUACCACAUAAAAACAGAUUACAUGUUCCUUGGAAUGCAACUGUUUUAGUUACCUUUACUAUUAAGUCUAAUGGAUAUCUGUGUGGCCAUUUUGUCUCAUCCAGCUGUCCUAAAAAUGUGCCCCCUUGUGGGGACAUUUAUAUGAACAUCACAAAAACCCCAAAACUUUGUUACCAUGUGUGGGCACAACUAAACUGCAUCACUAGAAUGUUUUUAAAAACAUGUUAAAUUGUAGGGAUUGUAUUUACUAGAGUCAAGGUCAGAAGUGGGAGUGCAAACAGAAUUUCUAUUGACUUACUCUUGUCCUGUCCAGUCAGUCCCAAUAGUGAUAAUCACAAAAGGGAUAAAGGGCAUAUUUGAGGAAAACUUUGGGAUAAUAAUAUAUGAUUCAUUGCAUUACUGCUCAGUGUGUAACAAUAUUGUGUAAUUUUAGUAGUACUGUGUUGUAUUAUAGUGCAUUCCAUUGUAAUUUUCCAUUUUUUUUAUUAAGUAAAAUACAGUAUACAUUUUUUUUUUUUCUUGAGACACUGUUAAUGUGAUGUACAUCCACUUCUGAACAUUAAUGGAAACCUAAUGUUAAUAUCAGGCUGGUAGAAUUCAGCACCCUCUAAAAAUACUAAAUGCCUACUUAAUGUCUCGUAGUAACAUAGUGGAUUAUAUACAGAUCCCUGAUUCAGCCCCAUAAAGUCCUUAAACCAAUCAGAACCCAAGAAAAGACGACAAUGAUGGCCUCUCAUCUAGGGCACCUGGCUCACAUGUCCCAAUUCAAUGUUAAUGGGUGAUAUAUUCAAGAUGUACAGUUAGGAUAUCUGAAGUGCAGCUGCUCACACCUUCCUAAUAAAUGAGUGAGUCAGUUUAUAAUGUGGACAUAUGGGAGGGCAAACUUCAAAACUGUAAUCUUUCAAGUGACAGACAUUCCAUUUUUAAGCACAGUUACCUCUUAAAGGUAUAUGCUUGAUAGAUUCUAUUAUUGCAAACAUUAUCUGUUGUGGACCUUAUGGUCUUAUUUUAGGUAUCUCAUCAUUAGGCAUUGGUUGGGAAAUAGGGACUAAUAUUCUCCCUUAUUGCUUCAUAUUGUACUGUUACGAAUUAUCUUUUUGUGGAGUUCAGGUGUUUGGGCUGCUGUGUUUGCACCACUGCCAUCUCUGAACUAGCCUCAUCUGGUGUUACCAGAGCAAACUGAACAUGGAAAAGGAACGUAUUUUUUGUUUCAUUAUGCAACACAAUAGGUGGACCGUACUGCAAAAGUGCAUACAAUAUGCAUAUUCUCUAAUACAUGCUUGUAUCAGACAAAGAGAACAUAUGACCUUCUAGGAUUAUAUGGAUUUAAAGAGUAAUUUAAAAUGGUGACAGUCUGCAACAAACAAACAAAUAAAAUCUAUAUAACAAAUAAAAUCUGUAUAACAAACAAACAAACAAACACAGUCUAUAUAACAAUCAAACAAAUAAAAUCUAUAUAACAAACAGAUACAAUCUAUAUAACAAACAAACAAACACAAACAAACAAAUACAAUCUAUAUAACAAACAAAUAAAAUCUAUAUAACAAACAGAUACAAUCUAUAUAACAAACAAACACAAUCUAUAUAACAAACAAACAAAUACAAUCUAUAUAACAAACAAAUAAAAUCUAAUCUAUAUAACAAACAAAAAAUCUAUAUAACAAACACAAACAAACACAAACACAAUCUAUAUAACAAACAAACAAAUACAAUCUAUAUAACAAACAAACAAAUACAAUCUAUAUAACAAACAAAUAAAAUCUAUAUAACAAACAGAUACAAUCUAUAUAACAAACAAACAAACACAAUCUAUAUAACAAACAAACAAAUACAAUCUAUAUAAUAAACAAAUAAAAUCUAAUCUAUAUAACAAACAAAAAAUCUAUAUAACAAACACAAACAAACACAAACACAAUCUAUAUAACAAACACAAUCUAUAUAACAAACAAAUAAAAUCUAUAUAACAAACAAACACAAUCUAUAUAACAAACAAAAAAAAUCUAUAUAACAAACACAAACAAACACAAUCUAUAUAACAAACAAACAAAUAAAAUCUAUAUAACAAACAAAUACAAUCUAUUCAACAAACAAACAAAUAAAAUCUGUAUAACAAACAAACAAAUACAAUCUAUAUAACAAACAAACAAAUAAAAUCUAUAUAACAAACAAAUACAAUCUAUAUAACAAACAAAUAAAAUCUAUAUAACAAACAAACACAAUCUAUAUAACAAACAAACAAAUACAAUCUAUAUAACAAACAAACAAAUAAAAUCUGUAUAACAAACAAACACAAUCUAUAUAACAAGCAAACAAACACAAUCUAUAUAACAAACAAAUAAAAUCCGUAUAACAAACAAACAAACACAAUCUAUAUAACAAGCAAACAAAUAAAAUCUAUAUAAUAUAUUAGUAAAAGUAAGAUUCUACCAUAAUUUGUAUUGGCUUGAAGUAAAUUUCUAUUGACUUGAAAUUGUUAUUGAAGGUUUUUAACACAUACAAAUUAAGUCUCAUUUGACUUUAUUUUGUUGUUAAAUUGUUUUAAUUACCCCAGUAGGACAUUAUGGGUAAAAUGGGCGAUGGAGAAAAUCACAAACUCACUUCCACUGCAGGAAUUCAGUUGCGGGCAUCCGCAACUUGUAAUCAUGGUCUGGCGAUCCCUUUGUUGCUUGCCCACUUGUAAAUAGGCCCACAGCCAACUGACAGGGGUAACAUUUCAGAAACCUCAACCUAAACUGUUUAAAUGCAUAAUGUGAGGUAGGGCUUCAUCUCAAUCAACGUGUAUGUACCUUUUAAUUUGAUCAAACUAAAGUAAAAUUUAGUUUUUUUCAUAUGCUUAAAGGGACACUGUAAGCACCCAGCCAGCUGAAGUGGUCUGGGUGCAGUGUCCCUUUUGCACUUAGUGCUGCAAUGUUAAACAUUGCAUAUGCAGAGAAACUGCAAUGUUUACAUUGCAGCACGAGGUCUGCCUCCAGUGACUGUCUACCAGGAAGCCACUGGGGGGCACUUCCUGGAUCUAAACUGACCUUUGGUCCGGUAUCCAAUGCUGGGCGUCCUCACGUUCGGCAUUAGGACAUGCAGUGUCUGAUUUUUUCCCCAUAGGAAAGCAUUGCUUCCUAUGGUGAAGUCUAAUGCGCCUGCGGCAAUUGCCGCACAUGUGCAUUAGGACCCACUCAUUGCGGGACCUUUACUUAACGCGGGGGAAGGGUGGCCCGGGGGAGGACGGAGGCAGAGGACGUGAUAGUGCCAGGAAUACAGCUUUGUAGUCCUAGCACUAUAGUAUCGCUUUAAAUGACCAUUAUAAUCACCCAGUCCACUUCAUCUCAAUGAAAUGGUGUGAAUGCAGUGGCUCUGUCAUUUUUCUUCCACAAUAUUUCCCUGACAGCUACUAGAUGGUGCUUCUGCAUCCACAGCCGAGUCAGACUCAGUUCUUUGACAUUCAAUGUUCUCUGAUGCUUCUAGUAGGGAAGUUUUGGAUUCAGUGCUUCUGUGCGAGAAGCGUUUCAUUGGUGGAGCGCAGCAAUUGCCAUGCAUGCACCUAUUGUCUGCAAUGAGUCUCAGAGAACCAUUUGAUUGGACAAAUUGCUUUCAAGCCUGCUGACAUCAGAGAGGUGAAUGGCACUGCUCAGAAGCGACUGUCUCAGCACUGGAUUCCAGUUAACUAAAGCGUUAUUUUAAAUUUUUUAUUUAAAAAGGGGGUCUUGCAAUUUAAAUCACCCUGCCCUGCUAUUUGAGCAACAUUUUUUGUUAUUAUCUAGGAUUCCUUUAUUAUAAUUAUUAGCCAAUUUUUCUUCAGUUAUUUAAAUUUCCCUUGAUCUCACAAGGAGCAGUUGCUAGCAUUGUGAUAUCAUUUUUUAUGACACAGAAUCACAGAGGAUCCUUUAUUUGUAAGUAAAUAUGCUCAGGGAAUGCAAAUGUUUUGUUCUAUACAACAAUGCGUUAUUUGUCUGAACAACAGGUUGCCUUCAGUAUCUCUGUAUUAAUUUCUCUCCAUUACCAAGGACAUGGCAUUUUAAACAAAUAUUUUUCCAAAAGUAUACACAUUAUACUGCAGACACGUAAUAAAACAUUUUAAACUAAUCUGUUAUCCGCACAUUGUGUGGAUGAAACGUUCUGCUCCAGACGGAAUAUAUUUUAUCUAAAUAUUGAAAUGGGUUAUGAUGAGCAAAUGGCUGAGGUUGAUGAGAGCUAGCUUCUGUGAGCAUACUAUGCGGGUAAUUUAAAGGAACACUAUAGUCACCUAAAUUACUUUAGCUAAAUAAAGCAGUUUUAGUGUAUAGAUCAUUCCCCUGCAAUUUCACUGCUCAAUUCACUGUCAUUUAGGAGUUAAAUCACUUUGUUUCUGCUUAUGCAGCCCUAGUCACACCUCCCCUGGCCAUGAUUGACAGAGCCUGCAUGAAAAAAACAACUGGUUUCACUUUCAAACAGAUGUGAUUUACCUUAAAUAAUUGUAUCUCAAUCUCUAAAUUAAACUUUAAUCACAUACAGGAGGCUCUUGCAGGGUCUAGCAAGCUAUUAACAUAGCAGGGGAUAAGAAGAUUGAAGGGAGGCUGCAUCUCAAGACUCUUUGCUUCAUAAACAUUGAGGUGUUAUCUUAUUUAAGCCUCCCACUUUCUUAGACAUAUGUCACAGCAAAAUGAUUAAUUGAAGCCUAUCUUCAAUACCUUCACCAAAGGAAUGUAUUGAUAUAACUUGGGAAACGAUUAUAUUCCGACUCUAUGAUGUUUACGUUAAUUAUUAUUUCAAAUUCACCUGCGAUUGUUAUUUUUUUCUUUAGAAACCCAUGAUGAAACCAGAUGGUUCCUGUAAUCAUCUGAAACAUGAGAAGAAAAAACGAUAUGGCAACGCAAUCCGGUAAGUGUUCAACAUCGUUUUCGAUAUAAGCCUGUGAGUAGGAUGUAAAUAUUCCCAGUGCAGAAGUGGCUUCUGGGAAAUGUACUGCACAAUUAGUUUUUUUUUCCAUUCAUUGUGUUACUUCUUCCUUUUUAAGUGAAAGACAACAUAAUAUAGUUAAGGUGCAAGUAGUUUCACAGUACAGUUUUUAAACAUGCACCUUGCUUUAGGUAAAGAAAAGAAAAAAAGAGAAUAUCAGUAGUUUAUUUUGUAUGAAGUCCAACCACAUGCUUUCUUGCAUGUUAGUGCCUGGACUGUCUGGAAUUAACUUUUUAAAAUCCAUGGGCAUUGGCAUACCCUAUGUCCAGUAAAGGUAUUUGUCAUAGAUAGUUAAACACCCAUUAGACGUUCAUUAUGUAAAAUAGAAUUAGAUUGGAACUGCUGCUCAAAUGGAAAGUAUAUAUACAAGUUUCCUCCUGUGGUGUCUGUAUGCAGUGUUGGCUUAUAGUUGCAGAGAUAUUGGCACAUUGCUGCACUUAUAAGACACCGUGUUUCGGAAAAUCGUGACCGUGACCGUUAACUAUGUGUUAACAUACAGUAAGGGGAAAAAGUAUUUGUCCACUGACAAAGAAAUUAACAGUCUAUAAAUUUAAUGGUUGGUGUAUUUUAACAGUGAGAGACAGAAUAACAAAAAAUACAUCCAGAAAAACACAUGUCAAAAAAGUUAUGAAUUGAUUUGCAUGUCAAUGAGUGAAAUAAGUAAUUGAUCCCCUAUCAAUCAGCAAGAUUUCUGCCUCCCAGGUGUCUUUUAUACAGGUAACAAGAUGAGAUUAGGAACACUCUCUUAAAGGGAGUGCUUCUAAUCCAAGCUCGUUAACUGUAUAAAAGACACCUGUCCACAGAAGCAAUCAGUCAAUCAGAUUCCAAACUCUCCACCAUGGCCAAGAUCAAAUAGCUGUCUAAGGAUGUCAGGGUCAAGAUUGUUAAGCUACAAAAGGCUGAAAUGGGCUACAAGAUCAUCGCCAAGAAGCUUGGUGAGAAGGUGACAAUAGUUGGUGCGAUUAUUCGGAUAUGAAAGAAACACAAAAUAACUGUCAGUUUCCCUCGGUCUGGUGAUCCAUGCAAGAUCUCACCUUAUGGAGUUUCAAUGAUCAUGAGAAUGUUAUGGAAUCAGCCCAGAAUUACACAGGAGGAUAUUGGUAAUGAUCUCAAGGCAGCUGGGACCAUAGUCACCAAGAAAACAAUUGGUAACACCCUAUGCUGUGAAGGACUGAAAUCCUACAGCGCCUGCAAGGUUGCCCUGCUCAAGAAAGCACAUGUACAGGCCCGUCUGACGUUUGCUAAUGAACAUCUGAAUGAUUCAGAGGAGUACUGGGUGAAAGUGUUGUGGUCAGAUGAGACCAAAAUCGAGCUCUUUGGCAUCAACUCAACCCGACGUGUUUGGAGGAGGAAUGUUGCCUAUGACCCCAAGAACACCAUCCCCACUGUCAAACAUGGAGGUGGACACAUUAUGCUUUGGGGGUGUUUUUCUGCUAAAGGGACAGGACAACUUCACCGCAUCAAAGGGACGAUGGACAGGGCCAUGUACAGUCAAAUCUUGAGUGAGAAACUCUUUCCCUCAGCCAGGCUAUUGAAAAUGGGUCGUGGAUGGGUAUUCCAGCAUGACAAUGACCCAAAACACACAGCGAAGGCAACAAAGGAGUGGCUCAAGAAGAAGCACAUUAAGGUCCUGGAGUGGCCUAGCCAGAACUUAAUCCCAUAGAAAAUCUGUGGAGGGAGCUGAAGUUUCUAGUUGCCAAAUAUCAGCCUCAAAACCUUAAAGACUUGGAGAAGAUCUGCAAAGAGGAGUGGGACAAAAUCCCUCCUGAGAUGUGUGUAAACCUGGUGGCCAACUACAAGAAACGUCUGAACUCUGUGAUUGCCAACAAGGGUUUUGCCACCAAGUACUAAGUCGAAGGGGUCAAAUACUUAUUUCACUCAUUGACAUGCAAAUCAAUUUAUAACUUUUUUGACAUGCGUUUUUCUGUUUGUUUGUUUUUUUUUUUUUGUUAUUCUGUCUCUCACUGUUAAAAUACACCUACCAUUAAAAUUAAAGACUGGUCAUUUCUUUGUCAGUGGGCAAACAUUCGAAAUCAGCAGGGGAUCGAAUACUUUUUUUCCUCACUGUAGACUGUUAUGGUGCUUGAUGUGACCUUUUAAAUAUGCAUGGUAUUCAGACAGACUUAAAGGGACACUGUAGGCACCCAGACCACUUCAGCUAAUUGAAGUGGUCUGGGUGCAGUGCCCCUUUUGCACUUAGUGCUGCAAUGUAAAACAUUGCAGUUCCAUAGAAACUGCAAUGUUUACAUUGCAGCUCUAAGUCUGCCCAGUGGAUGUCUCCCAGACAGUCACUAGAGGGCUUCCUGGAUCCUAACGGACCUUUGGUACAGUAUCUGACGCUGGAAGUCCUGACGAUCUGCAUGACGACACCCAGCAUCAGAUUUUUCUCCAUAGAAAAUCAUUGAUUUGCCGCACAUGCGAAUUAGCACCCACUCGUCGCGGGCCAUUGGAGGGGGUGGAGUGUUGGCCCUGCACCGAGGGACAUCAGUGCUGGGAAAACACAUAACUUAUUUUUAACCCUUUAUUUACCUGGCGAGGGUGCGAGGGAAGGGGAAGGCAGAGGAAACUAUGAGGCAGAGGAAAAUACAGCUUUGUAUUCCUGGUACUACAGUAUCUGUUUAACCCCUUAAGGACACAUGACAUGUGUGACAUGUCAUGAUUCCCUUUUAUUCCAGAAGUUUGGUGCUUAAGGGGUUAAAUAAUAAUAAAUUUCACUAGUAGUAAAUUACCCCACCAAUGCUCAAGUCAUGGAAUUGCUUAUGACUACUAUCCCCCUUUAUUCUACAAGUGUUCUAGCAUUCACUGAUACAGAGUUGUGUAAAUAGAAGCAGGAAUAGGGAGUUGAGUGGAGUCCAUAAUUAAUCUGGGUAAACUACUGUCCCAUAUAAUAACAGAUGCAUGGUUUUAGCCAGGAAGCUGUUUUUACUUUAUUUCUCAUUAUGCACAUAAACAGACAUAAAAAUUAAUCAUGCCAGCUUUUUUUAUUAUUAUAAAAGACCUAUGGGCUGGGUAUUUGAGAACUUUGAUGCACAAUAUAAACAGGUAAUUGGAAAAUAGUAGGUACAUAGUUUCAAUUGUUUAAGUAUCCUUAAAGCAGUAUAAUGACAAACUUAUUCAGUCUUAAUUGCAAGUGCAUGUACCCCAUGGCCAAAUAAAUGGCAUAUUUAUCUGUUUAUUUGUUAAAUGAACAUGUAGACUCAGUUUUUAUGCAAAACUCAUUACUGUAAAAUAUUUCAGGUUAAAUUCCUAUGUUUAGUUUUUGGUUUUGUGAGCAAAUAAACUGAUAAAGGGAUCUAAAACUGUUUGUUGUCUGUAUAUCUUAUCUUUGAAGGUAAAUAUAAUAAGUUAAACAAAUAAAAUAUAUACAAUAUAGUCCUUUUAAACACAAAAAUAAAUCUGUUAUUUUUCUUUUCUGUUUGCAGAGGUAAUUGGCUUUAUAAAUUAAUCUUCAAAGUCCGCAAUGAAUAUGACUACAAUACAAAUGGCAAAACUGAAACAGACUGUCCUACUUAUUGUACAGUCUUUGAAACAAAUCAGAGAAUUCUUACACUGGAAAAUGAAAACAUAGAAACAGUUUUAGAAAUAUGUCCUCUGGAAAAUGAAAAGAAUAUAUCUGAAAGUGGAGAUGACGAGGAUGGUGGGUUUCCUACAUCAGAGUUAAGCUCGUCUGUGAAAAACACGUUACUUAAUAUUAUAAAUAGUGAUUCCAUGUUUGAAAGAUCAUGUGAACAACAAAACUCAUCUUCAAGUUGGGAUGGUUUUUCUGGCUUCGGAGAAUUUUGGCAAAAAGAAAAAUCCCACGUGGAACAGUCUGAAAACUGCUCAGAAUUGGGUUAUCAUCGUUAUGAGUGUGAUAAUUCUGCAGUAGAGCUAAAAUAUAAAGCAAGCCAAUCACAACAUUCUGGUUUUGAUCAAUUCUCUGGAACUCAGCAGCAGCCCAAAUCAGCUGUAAACCUUGUCAAGAUUUCGUUAAAUGAUCGCUUUGACGUAUGCAUGAAUACGGGCUAUAACAGUUUUGCAAACAUUGUGUCUGGAACACAAGAUCAGGAAAAUUGUGUAACUAAUCCAGUCUGCAAUGACCAAACAUGGCCGUUGAGCGUCCCCACGAGCACAGUCGACAGAGAAUGUAUUUUGUUGACCUGCCUGGAUAACGCAAAGUGCUAUAAUGGGAAUCCUAACCUGCAGUUGACUGAAAUGAGUCCAAGUACCAUAUAUUAUCAAUUUACUUUAAAGUCCAAGUCACAGGAGCCCUUGGACUCAAACCAAGAUAAACGCAUGGAUAACUGUGUAGGAAUCUAUCCCACAUCCAGUCAAGAAUGCGCUGGGUAUCAAAGUUUUUCUUCAGCUAUUGAGCAAGAGAAAGCCUCAACGAGCUUUCCAGUAGGACCUACAGACAGCUCAGUACUGGAUUCUGGGUAUAAAUCCUUUGAGUGUGUUCUAACUCAGAACAAAACAGAUAUAGACAGCUGUUGUCUUUAUGAUGGGGACAUAGAGUUUCAAUUUGGGCAAUCUGAAAAUGAUGUAGAACUCUCAUGUGACUUUGACUUAAGUGAAACAAGGGUUGCAAGUAAUGGAACCAAAGAAAAAAUUGAGGAUGCAGAUGCCAGCAGACUUUGUUUUGGCCUUCCAAAUUUCAGCUUCGCCGAAGCAUUCCUCGGUGAUUGUAACACUUCAAAAGAGGAUAAUUAUCAUCAACCUCACAAAAGAGAACCAACCAAGCAAAAAGAGGAUGAUGGAAAUAUAUCAAAUAAUACUCAACAUAACACUAACAUUAACCAUCAUGAUGAAAAUGAUGGUGAAAUUCCCUAUGCUCUUACAUUUGACCUAUCUAACCAUUUGUGGAAUGUCACUAACAUCUGUGGACAUAACAAAACUCCAGAAAAUUUAAAGUCAGAAAGCUUAGUACAUAUAAAGAUGAAUGAUAAUAUUUUCAGUUGUACGAAUAACAUGAAAUAUGGAUAUAAACUCGAAGGCAUUGAGGAUCAUCUGUCUUUCACCGACUAUCUUAAUGAGCCAAGUUACCAACAAAUGAAGUUUGAAAAUAUGUCAUAUUUUCUGCAUCCCUUUUCAUUAAAAAACACACAGGACAAUUUAUGUGAGACAUCGACCAAAUUACUCAUGCCUGAAAAAAUGUUUGACAAAGAUGGCAAUUUGUAUUUGAAGUUGGCGCUAUUGAACAUUCAUCCAUCAAUAGGCAAUUUUGACUGUGAUGUUGGUGAACUUUGAGGACUUGUAAGAGAUAUUUUAAAAAUAUAAUUUUUUUUAUACCAGAAUAAUAAGAGAAAGAACACUGGGAACGAUAUUGAAUGUCGUGUUGCUUUCUCUACUAUGCAACCCAAUCAAUGUUCGCUCUAAGCACUUAAGCACUAUUAUGUGAUCACUUGCCACUGAAAAAAUCUAAGAAAGGAAAACACACGCUUAUCAAUUCGGACUACAAGAUUCCCUUUCUUGAAAUUUUCAGUGUUAGAAUGAUCACAAAAAAAUUGUUCAGAGGAAAAACCCCCCCUAAAAUUUGACAGCUUUCUCUGUCAAUGUUUGUCCUGUUAAGGUUGUUGAUAUUAAAUGUCUUGCACCUGCAAUAUGUAAGCUUUAUGGUAUUUGCCUGUGGUGAUAAAUUUUGUUUUACUUGUUAAAAUAUUGAUGGUAAUCGGAAGUGUGAUGGUGCACUUUGUAGAAAUUAGUAAAUCCGUUGAAUGCCAUGUUUUGGCAAGAACUCUGAAAAAUAUCUGUUAUUGUGAAUAGUACAGAAUGAUCAGACUGGAG
This is a messenger RNA of Pelobates cultripes (western spadefoot toad), 34570 nucleotides long. Lineage: Eukaryota; Metazoa; Chordata; Amphibia; Anura; Pelobatidae. The record is from the annotation of a GenBank genome assembly.